This is a messenger RNA of Hippocampus comes (tiger tail seahorse), 1529 nucleotides long. It is a transcript of the gene ttc4, whose product is annotated as tetratricopeptide repeat domain 4. The transcript has 10 exons. The record is from RefSeq and is a predicted model, not a curated record. Gene Ontology annotation, biological process: protein folding. Gene Ontology annotation, molecular function: Hsp90 protein binding; Hsp70 protein binding. Gene Ontology annotation, cellular component: nucleus; cytosol. Lineage: Eukaryota; Metazoa; Chordata; Actinopteri; Syngnathiformes; Syngnathidae. The coding region runs from base 235 to 1422 and encodes 395 amino acids.
UGUUUAUUUCAAUCACGCGUGAAUGAGAAGUUGAUCGUGUGUCUGCCCAGUGUUUGUUCGGAUAUCUACUUUGCGGCGGAACUUAUGGCUCAAGGCUGUUUCCACACGGACCAUAUAGCCAGUCGUGCCAUCGUUUCACGUGCAGUCUAACAGUCGAUUAUCGUUUCUCUUAAUUUGAGGGUGAAGAAGUUUUGACCUGGCGAAAACGGCGCACCCAAAUAACCUUGACGAUUCAUGGCCUCUCCCGCUACACAAAACGACAGCGACGAUGACGACGUUUUCGCGGAAGCGUUCAAGCGCCACAAAUACAAAAAUGCCUUCAACGAAGAAAAUUGGGAAGAGGAGUUUGAUAAAAUACCCAUGUUCAUGAAAACGGUACCUGAUGAGAUAGACCCCAAUGAAUAUCCAGAGCUAGCUCAUAUCCAGGCUAUCAUCCACGAUGAAGACAGGACCCCAGCAGAAAAAGCACAAAGUUUAAAGGAUGAGGGCAAUGCAUUUUUCAAGGAGAAGAACUACCAAAAGGCCAUUGUGGCAUACACAGCAGCUUUGAAAAAUAAGUGUGGUGACCAAGACCUGGAUACUGUUCUUCUCACCAAUCGAGCAGCAGCGCACUUUCAUCUUGGCAACUUGCGAUCUUCACUGAAUGAUGCUACAACUGCAAAGAAGAUCACACCAGGCCAUCUUAAAGCCUUGAUUAGAGGUGCUCAGUGUUGCAUGGAAUUGCGUAACUUUGCUACAGCCAUUCAGUGGUGUGAAGAAGGCCUUAAAGCUCAUCCUACAGACAAGAAGUUACGGGACCUAAGAACAGCAGCAGACAAACACAAGAGGUCAGCAGAAAGAGAUGCUCGAAAGGCCAAGGUCAAAGAAAAGAAGUUAAAUAAUGAGAAAGAAGCUAUUAUGGCUGCGAUAAAGGAGCGAGGAAUCAAGCUUCUCCAGUCUGUGAAGCCUUGUCAGUCAGAUUCAGAUGCUGAGGAUGAUGACAAAGAGUCUUUGACUGCAAUAGCCGAGUUGAGCCUGGAUGGUCUCAGCUCACACAAGGCCACGGGAGCUCAGGUCUUCCUGGAUGAGCAGCACAACCUGCAUUGGCCUGUGCUCUUCCUCUAUCCGGAGCAUCAGCAGAGUGACUUCAUCUCUGCUUUCUGUGAGAACAAUAGUUUUUUAGAUCACUUUGCUGUCAUGUUUGGGGAAGAACUCCCUCCUUGGGAUGUGGACCGAAAAUAUCACCUGCAAAAUUUGCAGCUGUUCUUUGAGGAUGAGGAGAGGGAGGCGCUCUACAAAGUUGACCCAGAAACUUCACUCUUAAAAGUGUUGCAACACAAAAGGUUUUUUGUCAAGGUUGGUACGCCCAGCUUCAUCAUUUUGGUGAAUGGCUCAUCAUUCUGGAAGCAGUUUUUAACAGGAAAGAAAAUACGUGCAUUGUGAGAAUGCUGCCCUUCAGUAUGUACUUUGUAUACAGUAAUCCCUCGCUCUAAUGCGGUUCACCUUCCGCGCUUCGCUGUUUCACGGAUUUUUUUCGUGCAGUUUUUUUA